Gymnogyps californianus (California condor) is the source of this 1578-nucleotide messenger RNA. RefSeq names its product keratinocyte differentiation factor 1 (gene KDF1). Lineage: Eukaryota; Metazoa; Chordata; Aves; Accipitriformes; Cathartidae. Gene Ontology annotation, cellular component: cell junction. The record is from RefSeq and is a predicted model, not a curated record. Gene Ontology annotation, biological process: keratinocyte development; regulation of epidermal cell division. Bases 172 to 1425 code for a protein of 417 amino acids. The transcript has 4 exons.
UGAAGAUCUUAGACCCCGGCUAACUCUUAGACACGCAAACUGUUUGUGAAUCCCUCCUCGCUCUUCUGAGGCAGAUGCUGAAGUUCUUUAGAAGGAUCUUCUCCAUUCACACACCGUGCCUGCGUGAGAACAGAGAAAGCUCCCAACGAUCUUGUGCCUGAGCGGUGAGCCAUGCUGGGCCGGAAAACAGGACUCCCCCACAACCUGAACAGCCACCGCCAGCUGAACCAGUCCUGCCAGGAGGCUGUGCCCCUGCGGACCAGACCAUCUAAGGAGACGGAUGUCAGUUUGGAGGUGUUCAGCGGCUCUACGUCUGAAAUCAAACAGAGCCGCACCAGAGCCCAGCAGAUGUGGGAUAGGAAAGGUCGCAAAGCUGACCUCAAAGACUCUAACGGGAGAGAGGCAGAAACAAUUACCUUUAUUUCUGGUACAGCAGAGGCUCCCCCAAACCAGAGCUUCUGCUGUUCCUCUCUCUCUCAGGCCUGGAACACAUACAAGGCUGUUUUCUGUUGUAUAGUGACCUGUGGGGGCUGCUUUCAGGACUGCAGUGUCUGUAUCCCCUAUCCGGGGCCUGCCGAGACCUCCACUGAUGAUGGAAAGAACGGAGAUUAUAAUGGGCGACUGCCAAACAGCCCCGCCAACGUCUCUCCCGCUGAGAAGAAUGGCAACCCGAUCAAAAAGUCCAGCAUGGGUAGCAGUUUCAGUUACCCAGAUGUGAAACUGAAGGGCAUUCCUGUCUAUCAAAACAGGAGCCCCAGCCACCACCUGGAAUCGGAUUCGUGCUGCAAAGAGCAGCUGCCAGAGAAGCCCUUCAGGAACAGCAUAGAAAAGCCACCGCUCCCCAGCAGCCACCGGAGUUCGGAGGAGUAUUAUUCCUUCCACGAGUCCGACCUGGACAUCAGCGAGCUGAACGGUUCCAUGUCCAGCAGGGAGAUCGACGUCCUGAUCUUCAAGAAACUGACGGAGCUCUUCAGCGUCCACCAGAUCGAUGAGCUGGCCAAGUGCACGUCAGACACUGUCUUCCUGGAGAAGACCAACAAGAUCUCGGACCUCAUCAAUAGCAUAACUCAGGACUACAACCUGGAUGAGCAGGAUGCUGAAUGCAGGCUGGUCCGAGGCAUCAUACGCAUCAGCACCCGGAAAAGCAGAGUCCGGCCCCAUAUUUCUAUCCCAGCCAGCCAGAGCCACGAGGAGAAGUCCAGCAGAGGCAACGCACCCGAUAGCGGCAAUGAAACGAUGCUAGAGUCCAUAGUCAUCAGCCAAGACGAUUUGGCCGUGCAAAUAUCGGAAGAAACACCAGCAGAUGUGAUAGCCAGGAAUAUGAGGCGGCAUAGCAGCGCAGGCUCUCCAACAAGCAGAGAUUCCUCUUUCCAAGACACAGAGACUGACUCAUCUGGGGCACCUCUGCUUCAGGUGUAUUGUUAAGGAAAAGGACCCAAGCAGCAGGCAGGCAUUCCAAGGCUUUGCUGCAAUCAGAUUUCUCCUCUUGCAAUAUGGAGUGUGCUAUGCCACUAUUUUUUUUUCCUCCCUCAGACUACCCUGAUCCUUUGUUGAAGCCAAAUUUCUCCUGCUGUCUGA